CACCAUAGAAGGAAAGGUUCGUUUUCUGCCGCCCGGCCCACCCCGCAUUUUGAGCCUCACCCGCCCUGCUCGGCCUCGGAGGAAUUAGGUGAUCAUUCAAUGCGCGUCUCGGCAUGGGGGGGCCCUCUAGGCCCCGACUUACGAUCGCAUUUAUAAGGACCACAGAAGAGCUCAUAUACGAUAGUCUGUUUCCCCCGCGUCAACACCUACCACCACACAGAAAACCAUGACCGUCCGCGCCCCCCGCCCCACCGUCGCCGGCCCCGAAUUCGGCCCCGAGUCUCCCUUCCCGCUGCGCCUCUCCGGGCCCGUAAUCAAAGGCUUCGGCCGAGGCUCCAAGGAGCUGCAGAUCCCGACCGCCAACAUUCCCAUCUCCGGCCUGUCGGUCGGCGGGUGCUCCGAAAUCGAGUCGGGCGUGUACUUCGGCCUCGCAUCGCUCAAUCUUCCCGCCACCGAUACGCGGCCGAAGGUAUUUCCAAUGGUCAUGUCGAUCGGUUGGAAUCCAUUCUACAGGAACGCCGUCCGCAGCGUCGAGGUGCAUAUCAUCCACGACUUUGCGGAGGACUUCUACGGCGUUGAGAUGCGGCUACUGGUGCUUGGGUGGAUUAGACCCGAGCUGGACUACGUCUCUAAGGAUGCGCUUAUUGAGGACAUCAAAACGGACAUCCGUGUUGGGCUGGAGAGCCUCAAGAGGGAGACGUAUAAGAAGUUCGAGAGUGAUCCGUAUCUUUUUGAGUUCGGGGAUGCGGGGGUGAAGGAGGAGAACGGUGAGAAGUUGUGAGAUGGGGGGAUGAGGGAUCCAUGGUGUAGGAUAUGCUUCAUUUUCUUGCGUUUACACUUAGAAAUUUGGUAUUUGUUUUUGGGUUUCUCGCUGCUUCGAUACUGUGUCCGCGGGUUUUAGGCUAUGGGAUUGGCGUAUAGUUUUGGAAUCUCAUGUAAAUUCACUUGAUCUCAUUGAAGCAAUUUCGUGACGACGGAUUGG
Tricharina praecox is the source of this 982-nucleotide messenger RNA. RefSeq lists its product as uncharacterized. The record is from RefSeq and is a predicted model, not a curated record. Gene Ontology annotation, molecular function: riboflavin kinase activity. Bases 227 to 781 code for a protein of 184 amino acids. The transcript has a single exon. Gene Ontology annotation, biological process: FMN biosynthetic process; riboflavin biosynthetic process. NCBI's taxonomy places the organism in Eukaryota, Fungi, Ascomycota, Pezizomycetes, Pezizales, Pyronemataceae. Gene Ontology annotation, cellular component: mitochondrion.